CUCUCUCUCUCUCUCCGUCUCCGAUGGCGUUAUCACGGCCGCUGAUCUUUCCCUGCACCACUCGCUCUCUCUCCACAACCCCACCAUCCAUACGAUCGCAUCUCCUUUCCCGCCAUUAUCUUCCAACCAUCUCAGCAACCGCCCUUUCCACUUCACAGCCUUCACUCCCCAACAAAUCCCAUUCCUUCAUCAACACUCCUACAAAACCCCACGACCGACGGCUGAAAACGACAGCCCUCCACUUCAACAUCUCAUCCCCACCGCUCAUCUCUCCUCACGAUCAAUGGGGAACAUGGACAGCACUCUUCACAGCCGGCGCAUUCGGCCUCUGGUCGGAGAAGACGAAGGUCGGGAGCACGCUGAGUGGCGCUCUGGUCAGUAUUCUGGUGGCGCUCGCCGCAAGCAAUCUCGGCAUCAUUGCUAGCCAGGCCCUGGCGUAUUCCGUUGUCUUGGAGUAUCUGCUGCCCGUUGCUGUUCCUUUACUGCUCUUCAGAGCAGAUCUGCGUCGCAUCCUGCAAUCCACCGGGACGCUGCUCUUGGCCUUCUUGCUUGGAUCCGUUGCUACGACAAUCGGGACGGUUGUAGCAUAUUUGCUGGUCCCUAUGCGAUCACUUGGUCAAGAUAGUUGGAAGAUUGCAGCUGCUCUCAUGGGUAGACAUAUUGGUGGAGCUGUUAAUUAUGUAGCUAUUUCGGAGGCCCUUGGUGUUUCUUCAUCAGUUUUGGCAGCAGGACUAGCUGCAGAUAAUGUUAUUUGUGCUGUAUAUUUUACAUCAUUAUUUGCACUGGCAUCUAGAAUACCUGCUGAGACUUCAACACCCACCAAUGAUGGUGCAUUGGAUAAGGAAUCUCAGCCUUCAAACAAGCUUCCUGUGUUACAGACUGCUACAGCUCUUGCAAUAUCCCUUGCUAUCUGCAUGGUUUCCACUUACCUCACAAAAUUAUUACGAGUUCAAGGAGGAAGCCUUCCAUGCAUUACAGCAACUGUAGUAAUUUUGGCAACCAUGUUUCCAAAACAAUUUAACUACCUUGCACCUACGGGAGAGGCGAUUGCUUUGAUUCUAAUGCAGGUCUUCUUUGCAGUGGUGGGUGCGAAUGGGAGCAUAUGGAAUGUCAUCAACACAGCGCCUGGUAUCUUCAUGUUCUCUUUGGUCCAAAUAACGGUCCAUCUAGCUGUGAUCCUUGGAGUCGGAAAACUACUCCGCUUUGAUCAGAAGCUGCUGCUGGUAGCCUCAAACGCCAAUGUUGGAGGCCCCACAACAGCAUGUGGAAUGGCCACAGCCAAAGGCUGGGGUUCUUUGGUAGUUCCGGGGAUUCUCGCAGGCAUAUUUGGUAUUGCUAUUGCUACUUUUCUUGGUAUCGGGUUUGGAGUGAUGGUACUUAAAAAUAUGUAACUAUUUGUAAGAUAUGUUAUUGCAAUACUCUUGUUUAUUCAAAGAAAUUGUCUCUAGUUUUCUAGUUUAA
This is a messenger RNA of Magnolia sinica, 1461 nucleotides long. RefSeq lists its product as uncharacterized. The record is from RefSeq and is a predicted model, not a curated record. The coding region runs from base 24 to 1391 and encodes 455 amino acids. NCBI's taxonomy places the organism in Eukaryota, Viridiplantae, Streptophyta, Magnoliopsida, Magnoliales, Magnoliaceae. The transcript has 6 exons.